AUGCCCGCCCCGGGCGACCAACACAGCAACUGGGAGAAUCCCUUCGAGGAGCCCCAAAAGCGUAUGAGCGAAUACACGGCCCAGGAAAUUGCGACGCUUCAGAGCCGCCUCGAGAAGCAGCUAGGCCCCGAAUACAUCUCCGCGCGCGCCGGACCCUCGGGCCAGAAGGUGCACUACAUUGCUGCCGAGAAAUGCAUCGCCCUCGCGAACGAGGUGUUUGGCUUCAAUGGCUGGUCCUCGUCUAUCCAGAACAUCCAGGUCGAUUUUGUUGAUGAGCACCCGCAGACCAUGAAGAUCAGCUUGGGUCUGUCUGUCAUUGUCAGAGUCACGCUCCGCGACGGUACCUUCCACGAGGACAUUGGCUACGGACAUAUUGAGAAUUGCAAGGGCAAGGCUGCUGCCUUUGAAAAGGCCAAGAAAGAAGGUACCACGGACGCGUUGAAGAGAGCACUCAGGAAUUUUGGCAACGUGUUGGGCAACUGCAUUUACGAUAAAGAUUACCUUUCCAAGGUGACCAAGUUGAAGGUCGGCCCAACAAAGUUCAACGAGGGCGAGCUACACAGGCACUCUGAUUUUGCCGCUAAGAAAGACGAAGGCAAAGCCCCGGCGCUACCGCCGGCGGCCAUCAAACAGGAGACUACGGCGGAUUCCCUUGAGGACCUAUUGGGGGACUUUGACGAGGCAGACUUCGCUGUCGUGGAGAGUGAUCAUCCAGAUGAGGUGGUUCUUCCUUCAGCACCCACCGGCCCAAACGAUAGGGCCGGCAGCGUUGCCCAGGCACCUGUUCCUCAGCACAUGCAAAACUCCAACCGGCCCCUGGGUAGAAGCACAUCAGCAGGAAACCUAGGACGACCCCCUCAGACACCGAACCAAGCACAUUCGCGCCCUCAACCCCCAGCAGCCUACGGCAACAGGCCUCAAGCCCCGAACCAUCCGCGUGCACCUGCAAACCCUACAGCUCCUUCAGCACCCUCAGCCCCGCCAAAUAACGGCAAUAUGGUGACACCGGGUGGCGGCAACCCCGCCGAGCCCAUUGCCUUCUUCUCUGCACGUGCUGUACAGCAAAUCCCUGACUCUGCUCUGCAGGGGACCAACGCUGACACUCCUCUGAUGAUGCCAGCCGGGCAGCAAGCCUUCAAUCCCAAGGCAGAGAGCCCAUCCAUACGAAAGACCCCCGGCAUAGAUCACUCCUCUUCAAAGCCUCUUUCGAGGACCGGUCAACACGUUCCACCUUCGACACAGCAACAGACCGAGACAUCCAAAGGUUCGGGGUUUACACCUGUUAGGCCGGCAAACGCUGGUCCCGCAGGCGCCAGCAUGGCAAAUCCGCAAUUCAGCCAGGCACGCCGUAUUGGUGCCCCGGGUGGUCCCGGUAGUCCCCUAGCUAACCGUGGUUCGUACCGUCCGCCAACCAUGAAGCGACCACUUCAGCAGGACAGCGGUGCAGGAAGGCCCGCCCUAGCGGACGUGUCGAAUAAUGGCACUACGACUACUCCUGCUGGCGGAGUUGCACUUGACCCCAAACGGCAGAAGAUGGCAUAA
Messenger RNA from Colletotrichum truncatum, 1542 nucleotides. Its product is annotated as recombination protein rad52. NCBI's taxonomy places the organism in Eukaryota, Fungi, Ascomycota, Sordariomycetes, Glomerellales, Glomerellaceae. The record is from RefSeq and is a predicted model, not a curated record. Gene Ontology annotation, cellular component: nucleus. Gene Ontology annotation, biological process: DNA recombinase assembly; mitotic recombination; double-strand break repair via single-strand annealing.